UAGAUGACUAUAUGGAUUUAGUAUAUGGACCAGCUUUAUCUGAAGAUAUAGAUAAAACUGAUGAAACCAGUAAAACUGAUGAAACCAGUGAAACUAAUAGUAAAGAAACUGCGGUUUUGGCCAUGAUUUUAGAUCCUUAUCUUAAAGAUCUUCGAUUUGUUGAUCAAAAUGAACAAUUAAAAGAUAAUCAAGAUAAUAUUUUAUUAACAACACAAGAUAUAAAUAAUGAUACAAAUGUUGAUCUUAUGUUUGAUAAUAU
This is a messenger RNA of Racocetra fulgida, 259 nucleotides long. NCBI's taxonomy places the organism in Eukaryota, Fungi, Glomeromycota, Glomeromycetes, Diversisporales, Gigasporaceae. The record is from the annotation of a GenBank genome assembly.